AUGUUUCAGGGUGCUAUCGCUACUUGGCUGAUCAAUCGGGUGCAAAUGCUAGAGCAGGUCUGUCAGCAUCAAAGCGACUGUGAGCCCGGAAAGACUCAAUGUCCCUUCCAGUGGCCGAGCACAGCCAUCUCCUGGAUUCGCGGUCUUCUUACAGCGGUCCCUAAGGUCACUCUGGAUUCCGUCCAGUCUAAAGCCGAUGACCAUUACUUUCCUCUGCUGACGCCCAGUGAGGAAGUUCGCAACUACUGUUCGGGUCUCUGCAGUCGUACCUUUGGUGUGGAUCCGUUUGCUGAGCUGCGUUCACUACUCUGUGAUCUGGAACACAUAAAGAGUCUGCUUGCCAUGUAUCAGUUUCGACUUCCUCUGAGCGAUUGCCGGAAAUGGAGUCCCAAAAACAUUGUCUUCAAGAUGCUUGAUGUGACUCUUUCUUCUGGCGCCGGCACCAAUAUUCCUCCGCGUAUUGAGGCCUACAUCAAGAACAACAAACUGAACGCGGAUCAGGUAUACGCAGAGUACUGUUUGGAACUUCUCGAGAACCUGAAAAUGGACUUAGACGAGGGCGCCUUCAGCGCGUUUGCGACUAUCUCGAACUCCUCUAAGACGUCGAAACGUGAGGGAGCAAUGGUGCACAAGACGGUCGCUUCAAGCCAAGUCAUGCACAAGGUUAUACGUGCCUGCGUCAUCGCCUCGUCGAUUCGGUCACCAGUGUACCGCUGCAAGGUAUACAUAACGCUUAUGGUCUGA
Messenger RNA from Dibothriocephalus latus, 744 nucleotides. The record is from the annotation of a GenBank genome assembly. NCBI's taxonomy places the organism in Eukaryota, Metazoa, Platyhelminthes, Cestoda, Diphyllobothriidea, Diphyllobothriidae.